AGCCCGAGCCGGGCCCUUGCAGGCGCCGCUGGGGGGAGGGGAACUUUCCUGGCUGCCCCCCCUCCCCGAAACCCCGACAGGCUGCGCCCAGCGCUCCUGGGGGGCCCCGUCUGGUGCAGGGCCGCGGGGGCCCCCGUCCCAGGGGCCUCUCCCUGCCCCUCGCGGCGGCUCAAAGCGGAGCCAGGGUGGCGCCUCCAGACCUCCUGCCCCAGCAUGGACGAGGGGCAGGCCAGAGAGCUGCUGGGGUUCCUCCACCUGGACACCCGGCCUGAUAUAAAGGGCCAGGCCACAGGCUACGUUCUGGGGCUGACGGGCAGCGUGGAGGGGCGGAUGCUGCUGGCGGGCAGGCCGGAUUUCCUGGAGACUCUGCUGCUGCUGACGGGUGACCGCUCCUUGGCCGUGGUGAAGGACAGUUACCACUCACUCAUCAACUUGUCUGUGGCUGCAGCCACCCAUGGGGCCCUGGCCAAGGAGCUGCCAGUGCUGCUGCAUCGCCUGCUGGACCCGGGCUACGCCUUCGCCGACCAGGUCUGCACCCUCCUCUCCAACCUGUCCCGGGAGGAGGCCACCUGCCGCCAAGUUUUCUGGGCCAUGCAGGAGGAGGGGCUGGGGCUGGCCCAGGUUGUGGACGCGUUCUGCACCAAAGGCUACAACAAGAAGGCAGCCCUGCACUACCUGGGCCCCCUGCUCUCCAAUCUGACUCAGCUGCCGGAGACCCGGGAGUUCCUGCUGGACAGAUCCAGGUGCGUGGUGCAGAGGCUGCUGCCCUACACGCAGUACGAGGCCUCCGCCAUCCGCCGAGGGGGGGUGAUCGGGACGCUCAGGAACUGCUGCUUCGAGUACAAGUACCAUGAGUGGCUGCUAGGCGCUGAGGUGGACCUGCUCCCCUUCCUCCUGCUGCCGUUGGCGGGCCCUGAGGAAUUCCCUGAAGCGGAAAUGGAAAGGCUGCCUAUGGACCUGCAGUACCUGCCGCAGGACAAGCAGCGGGAGAAGGACCCCGACAUCCGGAAGAUGCUGCUGGAGGCAGUCUUGCUGCUCACAGCCACCAAGGCCGGCCGGCAGCUGGUGAAGGAGAAGGGCACCUACCUGGUCGUGCGGGAGCUCCACCAGUGGGAGACGGAGCCCGACGUCCUGGCUGCCUGCGAGAAGCUGAUCCAGGUGCUGAUUGGGGAUGAGCCUGAGGCCGGGAUGGAGAACCUGCUGGAGGUGAAGAUCCCCAAGGAUGUGGAGGAGCAACUGCAGCGCCUGGAUCGGGAGGCGGAGCGGCAGCAGGAGACGCAGAGCAAGGGGCCUGGGGCACAGAUGGGCUCCCAGGGGCUGUCGAGGUGACUUGCUGACCUGCUUGCCCUGCCCUGGCAGCGGAGGGCGCUCGGACUCUGCCCAGCUGAGGGCUGUGACCUGCCAGCUGUUGUGGUAGCCACGCCCAGCCGGACCAAAUGGAACUGGAUGCAGCCCCCCUUGUGAGGCCUGUAGCGACGGCAGCUCCCAGCUCAGCCUGGCGGCUCUGGAGCAUCGAGAGGGCACUGGGAGCUCCUUCCCUUGAGGUUCCUUGCUUUGCUCCAGCCCACCUCGGUCGCCACUGCCUGACCCAGGCAAGAUGAAUCGGGGGGGUCUCAGCUGGGCUCCGGAGGGCCAGGGUUCCCCCUUGCACAGUGCAGCAGUGCUGGCAAAGAGGGGCUGCUCGGCAGGGCAGGGCAGGGCUGGGGCACAGUGGGAGAUGGUGGUGCGCACACAAAGUGCUGCUGCUCCCCGGCUGUGGGGCUGCCCCUGCCAUCAGCGUGGCUCAGAGGAAUGGUGGCCGGCAGCUGCCUGGGCUGUGCCCUGAGAUUCUCACCUGCACCCAGCGCUGUGCCAGCCCCCGUCCUGAACUGGCAGGUGCACGUGCUGAGCCGGCGUCCACACAAGUGAACCUGGCCUGGUGCCUCUGGGAGGCUGAUUCCAGCCCUGCCUGGGCACAGGCUGUGUCUCUAGCGAGGGGGAGAUGGAUGCUGAGCCCUCGGACCAGCAGUAACCUGCUGUUUAAUUCCAGACGGUGGGAGGAUGGGGAGGCAGAGCCAGGGGCUGGGAGGCAGGAGCUGGACAGUGGCUUUGGGCUGGGUCCUGUUCUUAGCUGUUAAAUAUAUUUGAGAGGCCGGACACCCCAACUGUCCCAUGUGUUGUUUCCUGCCUGAAAGACCCUGGUGUGACGCAGCAGGGAGGGGGGAGUGUUGACCUGGGAAUGUGGCAGGGGAGUUUCACUGGGGAUGGGAGACCUGAGAGCCUGUCACUUGAGCCGGGAGAGGGAUGGGGAGGUAACACCUCUGCCCGGGAAACUGGACAAAGGCUGCAGGAGGGAGCCUGCUGGGGGGGGGGGGGUUUGGUUUCAGUAGGUGCUGGGUGGUGGAACGUAGGGAACCCCAGGGCCGGGGUCUAAACUCCCUGCCCCCCGGAAGGACUUGACUGUGGGGUCCUGGUUGUACCCACAAGCUCUGUUUUAGACUGUGUUCCUAUUGUCCAAUAAACUUUCCAUUUUA
Molecule: messenger RNA, 2513 nt
Organism: Dermochelys coriacea (leatherback sea turtle)
Lineage: Eukaryota; Metazoa; Chordata; Testudines; Dermochelyidae
Gene: HGH1
Product: HGH1 homolog
Exons: 7
Coding region: 214-1329 (371 amino acids)
Source: RefSeq, a predicted model, not a curated record